GAGCUGCUGAGCACAUGCGCAGUGUGUGGAGCUGGGGAAUUCAUGUGGAGGUCAGAGUGGAAGCAGGAGUGAGUGGGCUAAAAGACAAGGUCCAGCAGAAGGAGACAUGGCUGCCAAAGUGUUUGAGUCCAUCGGCAAGUUUGGCCUGGCGUUAGCUGUUGCGGGAGGCGUGGUGAACUCUGCCUUGUAUAAUGUGGAUGCUGGGCACAGAGCUGUCAUCUUUGACCGGUUCCGUGGAGUCCAAGACAUUGUAGUAGGGGAAGGGACCCACUUUCUCAUCCCUUGGGUACAGAAACCAAUUAUCUUUGACUGCCGCUCUCGACCACGUAAUGUGCCAGUCAUCACUGGUAGCAAAGAUUUACAGAAUGUCAACAUCACACUACGCAUCCUUUUCCGGCCAGUUGCUAGCCAGCUUCCUCGCAUCUACACCAGCAUCGGAGAGGACUACGAUGAGCGUGUGUUGCCGUCCAUCACUACAGAGAUCCUCAAAUCAGUGGUGGCUCGAUUUGAUGCUGGAGAACUAAUCACCCAGAGAGAGCUGGUCUCCAGACAGGUGAGCGAUGACCUCACAGAGAGAGCUGCGACCUUUGGGCUCAUCCUGGAUGACGUGUCCUUGACACAUCUGACCUUUGGGAAGGAGUUCACAGAAGCAGUGGAAGCCAAACAGGUGGCUCAGCAGGAAGCAGAGAGGGCCAGAUUUGUGGUGGAAAAGGCUGAACAGCAGAAGAAGGCAGCCAUCAUCUCUGCCGAGGGCGAUUCCAAGGCAGCUGAACUGAUCGCCAACUCACUUGCCACUGCGGGUGACGGCCUGAUUGAGCUGCGCAAGCUGGAAGCUGCAGAGGACAUUGCGUACCAGCUCUCCCGCUCUCGAAACAUCACCUACCUACCGUCUGGGCAGUCGGUGCUCCUCCAGCUGCCCCAGUGAGGCCCACUCUGCCUGCACCGCCUUGGGCCAACUGGGCCACAGCCCAUUGAUUCUAACACAGCCUUCCUUCUGUCCCCACCCCAGAAAUCACUGUGAAAUUUCAUGAUUGGCUUAAAGUGAAGGAAAUAAAAUUGAAAUCACUUCAGAUCUCCAAUUACUCUAUCAGAUGAAGCUCUUUGAUUUUUCCCAUAUCCAUUCACCUUUUUAUCCAUUCCCCUAUCAAAAAUUGCCAAGUGCCUAUGCAGACUGGCUUGGAGUCCCCUGUUUAGGGCAGGCUGGAGCUCUCGCCUAGGCACUGGUGAUUGGCAGAAGAAAGGCAGGGCAGUGUAUGUGAUUGACUGAGGAGUACAGUGUCAGCUUGAGUAAACUUGUAGCCUCAAACCUAUCAUUUAGAGAAGAUGUGAGGAAGACGGCACACGCAGCUGAACCAAGAAGGCAGGCCUCAGUUGUUCCAGCAGUUCCUGCAAACCCAGCUGACAGAGGUGCUGGGAAAGGUCAGAGAGGAAGUGGCCUGUCUCUUACCAUGAGGCUGCUUCUCUCUGUCUGUGGGGCCAGUAAAAGCAGGUGUGUGCAAAUUGGGCGAGGAGUGAAGGCUCUGCCCCUGUUGAGGUGGGUGGGCCUGAUUUUGCUGCCCCCCAGGGUGCUAAAACUGGGAUGGACUUGGAUAGUGAGCAAGGAGGCCUGGACUGCGACGUGAGCCCUGUUGAAGACUUCCUCUCUACCCCCACCUUGGUUCCUCUCAAAUACUCAACGGAAUUCCAGCUUGAAGGAUUGCAUCCUGCCGUAGCUGAACAUGCCUGCCAAAGACGUGUGCAUCCUGAGUUCCCAGCUCCCUCAUUCAGAGACUGCCCUUCUAGAGGGCUGUGUGCCUGUGCUUUGAAGGAGACAACCAUGGGAAGAAAACAAAUGUGUGUAAACUGCUGUCAAUAAAUGGCACCCAGACCUUCCAGC
Choloepus didactylus (southern two-toed sloth) is the source of this 1876-nucleotide messenger RNA. RefSeq names its product prohibitin (gene PHB1). Gene Ontology annotation, cellular component: membrane; mitochondrion. The transcript has 7 exons. The coding region runs from base 107 to 925 and encodes 272 amino acids. NCBI's taxonomy places the organism in Eukaryota, Metazoa, Chordata, Mammalia, Pilosa, Megalonychidae. Gene Ontology annotation, biological process: mitochondrion organization. The record is from RefSeq and is a predicted model, not a curated record.